Molecule: messenger RNA, 8775 nt
Organism: Cyprinodon tularosa
Lineage: Eukaryota; Metazoa; Chordata; Actinopteri; Cyprinodontiformes; Cyprinodontidae
Gene: utp20
Product: UTP20 small subunit processome component
Exons: 61
Coding region: 158-8548 (2796 amino acids)
Cellular component (GO): 90S preribosome; small-subunit processome; nucleolus
Source: RefSeq, a predicted model, not a curated record
UGUCCAGCAUGGCUGCGCCCUUGUGUCGGCGUGUGUGUAAACACUUGUAGAAUUUCCUGCAGCAAAAACAGAGAAACUGAGGACUUUAUGACACGUUUCCAUCUUCUAUCGCAUUUCGGUAUACAUUUCGUCUGUUAGCAACCUCCGAGAGAACAAAAUGAAGAUCAAAUCCAAGUCUUCCAAUCACAAAUCUGAGAAUACCCACAGGUUUCUCACAUUUGCUGAAAGACUCGCCAAUGUCAACAUUGAUGUCAUCCAUCGAAUCGACAGGACUGGAUCUUAUGCUGAGGAGGUAGACACAUACUUUUCAGAGGGGCUGACAAAAUGGAGAGACCUCAACUUAACAGAACAUUUCACUACGUUUUUGAAAGAGGUGGCCAACAAGAGCCAGUCCUUCAACAUGCUGGUUUUCCAUCAGAAGUCCAUCGUGGAAAGCCUCAAAACCCAUCUGGCAGUCAAAAACAGUUUGGCCUAUCAGCCCCUGCUGGAUCUGGUGGUGCAGCUGGCUAGAGACCUGCAGACAGACUUUUAUCCCCACUUCCCUGACUUUUUCCUCCUUGUCACGUCCCUGCUGGACACGAAGGACACAGAGGUGCUUGAGUGGGCUUUCACCUGCCUCUCUUACCUUUAUAAGUAUCUGUGGAGGCUCAUGGUGAAGGAUAUGACCAACAUCUACAGUUUGUACAGCACAUUAUUGGCACACAAGAAAGAGCACAUCCGUAACUUUGCAGCUGAGAGUUUCUCUUUUUUGAUGAGAAAGGUUCCAGAUCUGGAUGCUUUGUUUAAUCACAUUUUCUCAGACCUGGAGCAGCAUCCAGAGAAAGUGGAGGGCACAGGUCAGCUGCUGUUUGAGAUGUGCAAAGGGGUCCGGAAGAUGUUCCACUCCUGUGCUGCAACAGCUCUUCCUGUUGCCUGGAGGAAGCUCGGCUCCACAACCAGCCAGGGGGUCUCUCUACCUUGGGAUGCUGUCAGAGAUGCUCUCGAUCACAUGGUCCAGGCUGCGGCUAAUUAUGUAGACAGGGAGCACUUCCUGGUUUUAUGGGAUUCGCUUCAGGCCAGUGUGGAGGAACUUUCAGACUCUGUGGGAAAAACAGAUGAAGUGGGAUCUGAGGCACUGGAGCAGCUGGAGAGGCUGCUGUUUGUUCUCCACACCCUGGUGUCCCACAGAGACGGAGCUAAAGUCACCAAGCCGGAGACCGUUACCAAGAUGGCUGUUCGGCUGAUUGACAUCUCCUCCCGGUCAGUCUCCUGCUCACGUCUACUUCUCCAGAUCACCUCCUCUCUGCUGCUAGGGGAGAACAUCCACCUGCCCAAUGCGCUCAUACAGGAAACCAUCCAAAAGGUGUUUAACAGCAGGUUGGAGCAGGAUCUGAUUCUGGAGUUCACUAAGGAGAUGUUUACCAUGAAGCAGUUUGAACAGCUCUUCCUCCCCAGCCUGCUACGCUUUACCACCGGGCUGUUCGCACACGGAGAUGCCCCUUCACGCCACAGUGCACUCGAUGUGCUGGUCAAUCUGAUCCUGGUCAAAGCCCCGCCCCCCACAGACGGUUCCAUGGCCUUUGAAACGUACCCGCUUCUGUUCACCGGCCAGACCACAAGUAAGGAAGUGGAGCAGCAGACGGUACCAGAACUGGUGAUUUCUCUGAUCAAACUUCCAGAGGAGCAGACAAUAGCUGAUCUGUCGCUGCCUUGGUCCGCACUGGUUCUGCUGCCACACAUCAGACCUCUGUCAGCGGCUACGGUUCUCCCCACUGUGGCGGCUUUUUUGAACUGCAUUCUCCGUGACAUCGAGGCAGAGAAAAUGGGAAAAGCUGCCUUGUUUGUAGCCAGACAGGCUCUGAGCUGCCUCCUCUCAUUGGACACCUCUGCCCAGCUGCUCUCGCUGGUUCCUGUAGAUAAAGUCCAUUCAGUCCUGCAGAGGUUCCCCACGGAUGCGUCGGCUCUGCUGCUCGGUGACCUAUACUACGCCCGCCUGUCGCUCAGCGGCGCAUCAGAGCAUCUGUCCCACAGCGCGUUGCUGCAGAUCUACGACACGCUGCAAUCCAACCUCUCCUCAAAUAUUUCCAAUAUCCGCCUGCUUACUCUGAGGAUCUUAUCCCAGUUUGAGGCAGAGCUCCCAACGCAGAUGGAGGAGGAGGAGAGCGUGGAGGUCCAGUCGGUGUUCUCCUCUUGCCUGCUGGCUGAGCUGGUGCCCGCAUCGGUGCAGGACUACAGGGAGAAGCUGCUUCACCUCCGGAAGCUGAGGCACGACCUGGUGCAGCGGAGCCUCCCGCUUGGGCCGCCGGGAACCUUCCAGCAGGUCCCUCUGAGGUACCUCAUCGCCAUGCUGUUUGUCAAUUUCAGGCCGCUCUGGGAUCCAGUCAUCGAGCUCAUUGUGAGCCAUGCUAGAGGAAUGGAGAACAAGGACUUCUGGAGGGUUUUUUAUGAACAUCUGGCGUUGGUGGCAGACCUCGCAGAGAAGGAGCUAGGUGUGACUGACGAAGGUGCCGCCGUCGAGAAAGAGUCUCCCCCACCUGCAGAGCCUGGCUGUGAUGUCAUUGAAAGCGGAGACGUCGGAGUGCUGUUCCUGGAUCAGCUCAAGAUGGCCUCCGAAGCCGACGAGAGAACCGACUUCCCCAACUUCCGCAGCCUUCUGUGGCGAGCCAUGGAGCAGUUCGCCGACAGGGUGGAGCCUCGAAGCAGAGAGCUGAGCCCCCUACUGCUCCGGUUCAUCAGGAAUGAGUUUUAUCCCGCCGAUAUGCUCGUCGCUCCCACUCAAGACUUGAGGAAAAGAAGGGAAACCGUCAACGAGGAAUCAGAGAUGGAAGAGGGGGGAGAGGAGGAGGAAGAGGAAGAUGCCGGCAAGGAACAGAGGAAGACGCUUCCAAGGAGAGCUGCUGCAAAACAGCUCAUCACCCAUCUGAAGGUGUUUGCUAAAUUUACCAACCCUCGAUCUCUAUAUCUGGAGAGCAGCCUCAACGACCUCUAUAACCAGCUGCUCUGCCAUCAGGACCAGCAGAUUCAGCGCGUGGCUCUGGAGUGUGUUCUCACCUUCAAAGAUGCCAACAUCGUCCCCUAUAAGGAGAACCUGGAGCGACUUCUGGAUGACAAACACUUCAAAGAUGAGAUCGUCCGUUUCAAUAUUUCUGAGGAAACGGGAGUAGUUGAUGCUUCGCACAGAGGCCGACUGAUCCCACUGCUCAUGAGGAUCCUGUUUGGCCGCCUGCGCAGCAAAGCCGGCAGUCGGUUCCAGGGAAAGACGAGCGCCGCCGCCCGGUCCUCCAUCGUUCUGCGAUUCCUGGCUGGCAGCCAAUCCGAGGAGCUGGGGAUGUUCAUCGAUCUACUUCUAGAGCCUUUGUCCCAUUACAGCCAAGGAUCCUGUCUGGGCGCUGUGGAAAAGGCCGUAGCUGACACCAACCUCGCUGCCGUCCUUCCUCUGGGCCGCCAGCACAGCCUCCUGAACAUCAUCCAUGUUGUGCUGGACAAGCUGGGGCACCUCAUCCAGGCAUACCUGCCCAAAGUGCUGCAGAUCCUGCUGUGUGUCAACGCCUCUGUGGGCACCAUCUUGGACCAAAGAGACCAGCUGCGAGCAGGAUGUGUCAGUCCUUUGAAGAACCUGAGGAGACUGGGGAUCCUCAGAAUUCAGGACUUCUUCGACACAUUUGACUCGUACAGCUUUACCCCAGAUGAGAUCGACGCUGUUUUCCAGGCUGUCGUCUGGCCUCAGGUGUGCCGUCUCCCCACAGAGAGCCCCUAUUCCCCCACCCCUCUGCUGAAGCUCAUCCACGUUUGGUGCAAAAACCCCAGGUAUUUUCCCCUGCUAGCCAAGCAGAGGCAGAACCACCCAGAGUGCGACAUCCUCCUAAAUGUCUACACCCUCCUGUCUGCCAAAAACGCAUCCUCUUCCACCGUCACCAUGGUGAUGGACAUGAUCGAGGCCCUGGCGACCGCCAAGGAUUUCGUCCCUUCAGAGGCAGAAUCAGAGCUGAGCGUAAACGGCUGUGCUUUCCCUCUGCCUGAAGAGGGCGCCGUCAUCGGAGAAGAACCGUUACCUCAGGGCUCCAGACUCCUGCUGCCUCACAUCUCCACCCUGCUGAGCUAUUUCAGCAGGUUGGUUCGCAACAAGGACAGACUGAAGAAGAAGAAAUUCAGAGCACAGGUCGCCAAAGAGCUCAACAUCCUCUCCAAGGUGAGUCGGUUCGUUAGCGACACGGAGCAGAGCUCAGUGCUCAUCAACCUGCUGCUUCCGUAUGUCCUCAAAGGCAACAACUCUCAGGAGACGGAGAUCGACCUCCUGGCUACCAUUCAGAACCUGCUGCGCCGCAGCGUUCAGCCCUCUGCUUUCCUGCGCCCGAUCGGCAAACUCUUCGCCAUCAUUCACAACAAGCUGCCCAGGCAGGCCCUCACCAAUGUUUUCCAGACUCUGUCAGAUCUGGACCCUUCACUCACGUACAUCACAGAUUUAGCCACAAAGCUUAACGCCUUCGACAGCCGACACCUGGAUGAGAUCUACUUCGACGUGCGGCUGACAGCCUUCCAGGAGGCGAUGAAGCGGGUUAAAGAAAUGCAAACUCUGGACCUGGACUACAUCAGCACUCUCAUCUACAACUGUUUCCAUACAUAUGAGAUCGGUGACAUGUCGCUGGGAGAUAAUGCCACUUUGUGUGUGUCUGCGGUGAUCAGCCAGGUGGCAGCUGUCGAAGCUGGGGAGCAGAUCUACAGAGAUCUGAUUCUACACAUCAUUCUGGAUGCUGUCCACAAGGGGCUCCGCAGCAAAUCAGAGAGCGUGCAGCAUGAAUUCACCUCCAUCCUCGCCUGUCUGGUGAAGACCUUCCCCACUAAGAAGGACUUCAGAGACCUGGUGCAGCUCACAGACUACAACGACCCAGAGUCGGACUUCUUUGAGCACAUGAAGCACAUCCAGAUCCACCGGCGAGCUCGCGCUCUCAGGAAGUUUGCCAAACAGCUGACCGAGGGCACGGUGGUGAUGACGCCGCGUUCGCUCCAGAAUUACAUCAUGCCGUACGCCAUGACCGCCCUGCUGGAUGAGAAGAUGCUAAAGCACGAAAACAUGACAUCCGCCUCAGUGGAGGUUGUGGGAGCUGUGUGCCGGAAGCUGACGUGGUCCAAAUAUCUGUACUACCUAAAGCAUUUCGUCCACAUCCUGCAGACAUCCCAGGCUGAGCAGAAACUGGCCGUCAGUUUGCUGGUUACCGUCCUGGAGGCUUUCCAUUUUGACCAUCAGACCCUCAGCAGAGAAAUGGAGGCCGCCAAAGCCAGAGAAGCUGAGAGUGUUGCCAUGGAUGCCGAUAACGAGGACGAAGCUGCAGCUGACGAGCUAGAUACCAGCGAUGAUGAGGAAGCGAUGGAGAUCGACGACAAGCCCGCAUCCACUGAAGUCCCCGUGGAAACAGAUGCCGCCACACAAGCCGAAAAAGAGGAUAAACCAGAGAAAACAGCCUCAAAAGCCCCUACAAAGCCAGACCCCAGGAUGACCCCCGUGGCUACUGGGUUACCCCAGAGCCGAGAGGAGCUGGAGUCCCUCAUCGCUGCCAUUCAUCAGACUGUAAACGACAGCGUUCUGCCGCGCCUCAACAAGUGUCUCACUGCAAAGGUAACACGUGACGAGGAGCACAAAGCGGUGAAGUCUAAAGCGGUGAAGGACGAGGAGGUUGUGCGGAUUCCCAUCGCUUUCGCCAUGGUCAAGCUCAUGCAGACUCUGCCUACUCACAUCAUGGAGGCCAACCUCCCAGGGAUCUUGAUCAAGGUUUGCGUGCUGCUGAGAAACCGCUUCCAGGAGAUCCGUGACGUAGCCAGAGCGACGUUGGUGAAAAUCAUCGAGACUCUGGGCUGCAGGUAUCUGCAGUAUCUGCUAAAAGAGAUGCAGGGGGUUCUAGUCAAAGGCUACCAGGUUCACGUGUUGACGUUCACAGUGUACCAGCUGCUGUCUGCCCUCAUUCCAACGCUGCAGAGUGGCGACCUGGACCCCUGCAUGAACAUGCUGAUUGGAAUCUUCAACAAUGAGCUGUUUGGUUCAGUCGCUGAGGAGAAGGAAGUCAGGGGCAUCGUUUCCAAGGUGAUGGAGGCGCGACACAGCAAGAGCAUGGACUCGUACGAGCUGCUGGCCCGUUACUGCAGCAAGGAGAGCGUUGCUAAGCUCAUCCUGCCGCUGAAGGAGAUACUGGAGACUUCAUCCAGUUUGAAGGUGUGUAAUCGAGUGGCGGCUGUACUGCGGCGUCUGAUCCUGGGUCUGCUGGAAAACAGCGGCAUGAGCUCACAGGACAUCCUGCUGCUGAGCCACGGUCUGGUGAGCGAGAGCCUGCCGCUGCUCACCAAACGGGACCGAGACAAGGCUUCAGCUGAGCCCCCCCCAGAUCCCCGGCUGCCCCCUCCUAGCUGCCUGCUGCUGCCCCCGACCCCAAAGAGAGGAGGGCAGAAAGCUCCCGUCAGCAGCCGCACCAACAUGCACAUCCUGGUAGACGCUGGACUCAAGCUGCUCCACCUCAGCCUAAAGAAAUCCAAAGUGACUUCGUCUGAGGCGUCGACUCUGGAGAUGCUGGAUCCUUUCAUUCAGCUGCUGAUGGAAUGCCUCAGCUCCAUGCAUGUGAAGGUGAUAACUGAGGCUCUGAUGGCUUUCACCUGGCUGCUGAGGUUUCCUCUGCCAGCGGUGGAGCAGAACGCCCAGCAGCUGACCAAGCAGCUCUUCGUCCUUCUGAAGGAUUACUCCAAAGCCGGUGCUGCGCGCGGGGAGAACUACCAGCUGGUCCAGAACUGCUUUAAGGCGAUGACAAUUCUGGUGAAGAACAUCAAAAGUAACAGGAUCUCUGAGACGCAGCUGCAGGUGCUGCUGGGAUACGCUGAGGAGGACAUAUACGAUCAGUCGCGCCAAGCGACUGCCUUCGGCCUGCUUAAGGCAAUCCUGUCCAGGAAGCUGGUCGUCCCGGAAAUGGAGGAGGUGAUGAGGAAAGUGGCCAGGUUCUCCGUCACGGGAGGGAACAACAUGAUCAGAACCCACUGUCGACAGAUCUACCUGAAGUACCUGCUGGACUACCCUCUGGGCCGGAAGCUGAAAGGCCACCUGAGCUUUGUGGUGGCCCAGCUGCAGUACGAGCAGGACACCGGCAGGGAGUCGGUGCUGGAGCUGCUGGCCUCCAUCUUCCAGAUGUUCCCUCAGAAUCUGCUGCUGAAGAACAGCAGCCUGUUCUUCGCACCACUAGCGUUGGUCGUGGUCAAUGACGAUUCAGUCCGCUGUAAGAAAAUGGCCGCCAUGGCUAUUAAGACACUGCUUGGUCAGCUUGACGUAAACCACCAGAACGGGCUGUACUCGCUGGUCAACGCCUGGCUUACAGCGGAAAAGUCCACCAUGCGGCGCCUCGGAGCUCAGGUUUGCGGCCUGUUUGUGGAGGUGGAGGAGGAGAAAUUUUCCCGGCGAAUGGACGACCUUUUACCAUUGCUGGAGAAAGAAAUCCACCCUGAUGCCUACGAGGAUAUCUCGGAGGAGGAGGAGGAGAAAGGAGCCGACAGGCUGCUCUUCAGUUACCUCACUCUCAUCUCCAAACUGAACAAACACUGUGGUUUUCUGGAGCUCCGCAAUCCUCACCAAACGCUCCUCCACAUCUGGGGUCACAUUGAAGCCCACCUGCGCCAUCCUCACUGCUGGGUGUGGCUCACUGCCUCGCAGCUGUUUGGUCAGCUCUUCGCCACCCAGCCAGCGGAGCAGCUGGUCGCCAUUUGGAAAGGACAGGAAGGGGACGCCUCGUGUCGCCCUGCAGCCAUUGAAUUCAUCACCAGCGACUUGGACAGGAGGAUGAGAGAGUUGGCUUUAAUUUUCUGUAGCCAGCUGCAGUCUAAGUUCUUGGACACGGCAUCAGGAGAGCAGGUGAUCAAAAACCUCCUCUUCGUCGGAAAGGUGAUCUACCUCAUAUCCCCAGAGUCUGACAUCACCACACUGGAAGGAGAGAAGCAGAGCGAGGUUGAAAACGGAGGGGAUUGUGAUCCUGAUGCUGAAGAAAAGGAAGAGAUGGAGGAGGAGAACGAUGAUAAAGACGACGACAAGCCUCCUUCUUUGCUGUGGCUCAUGAAGAAGCUGUCUCUGAUGGCCAAGAGAGAAGCAGCUUACGCUCCUAAAGUUCCUCUCAAGAGAACCUGUGUGUUUAAGUUCCUGGGAGCCAUAGCAGUGGACCUUGGGAAGGAACGCCUCGGUCCCUACCUCUCCACCAUCAUCACUCCUCUAUAUAGAGAGCUGGACAGCACAUACGCUGAGCAAGAUCCAACCCUGAAAAACUUGGCACAGGAGCUGAUUGAGCUUCUGAAGAAACGGGUAGGGCUGGAGAGGUUCUCCCUGGCCUUUUCCGCAGUCCAGAGGGAGUUUUCACAAAGACGAGCGGCUCGGAAGCGACACAGAGCCAUGCAGGCAGUGGCAAACCCAGACAUCGCUGCCAAGAAGAAACUCAAGAAGCACAGGAAUAAAAUCGAGGCAAAGAAGAGAAAGAUCGAGUUUCUGCGACCUGGAUAUAAAGCGAAGAAACACCGAAGCCAUGCGCUCAAAGACCUGGCCAUCAUGCAAUAGCUUUUUACACCUCUUAGAUCUUAUAUUGUUACGUCUAUAGAUCUAAUGGAUUAGAGUGGAAAAAAAUAUACAACUAUUGUCAUUCAGCAGGAUUUCCUGCAGCGUUUUCACAUUUAAAGCAUGUAAAUAACAGACCAGAGACUGUUUUAUCCCCUCUGCUAUGAAUCUGUACAAUUUGAAUAACCUUGUGCUACAUUAAAGUUUUGUAAAUGAAAAAACUAAACCAA